Messenger RNA from Gadus chalcogrammus (walleye pollock), 5539 nucleotides. It is a transcript of the gene scaper, whose product is annotated as S-phase cyclin A-associated protein in the ER. The coding region runs from base 149 to 4729 and encodes 1526 amino acids. The transcript has 31 exons. The record is from RefSeq and is a predicted model, not a curated record. NCBI's taxonomy places the organism in Eukaryota, Metazoa, Chordata, Actinopteri, Gadiformes, Gadidae.
CGUGACACCGGAACACUUCCGUAGUUUUUUGGGAGGUUGUUGUGCUGUCAUCGCUAGGCUAUGUUUCUCCAUCAACUUUAGACGAGACGACCCGCUUCGUUAUUAAUUCACGAUCUUUCCCGCUGAGCAUUAAAACUAUCCUGCUUCCAUGUCCAAAGAUAGCCGACAUGAUGGGCGAAGACGUAGCGCUGGUCAGCACCGUCUCGGUCCAAGAAUAAGCCAAGGCGGGGAUGGACGAGACAGAUCUGGUAGCAAUAGCUCAGGCUCCUCUCACGGAGGAGGCAAGAGCAAGAACACACCCAUAGUAGCUCUGAAGGCGUCCUUCCAGCGGUCCAACAGCCAUGACAAGGUGAGGAAGAUCGUGGCGGAGGAGGGCCGUGCCGCCCGCAACCUCAUCGCCUGGAGCGUCCCCCUGGAGAGCAAGGAGGAGGAAGCAAAGUCCAAAAACAACUCCAGCGGCAAUGCAAGAGCUCAGCGAAUCAACUCUGGACUAAACCGAAAUAAGAAACAGCAUGCCGGCGUGGACGGCAAAGUCACGGUGGGCCUUUUGCUGGACAAGAUGGCGGAGAAGAGCCCUACCAAAGCCCGGCAGCCACGCAAGGUGGACCUGCGGGCACGCUACUGGGCCUUCCUGUUCGACAACCUGAGGCGCGCCGUGGACGAGAUCUACGUCACGUGUGAAUCGGACCAGAGUGUGGUCGAAUGCAAGGAGGUCCUGAUGAUGCUAGACAACUACGUAAGGGACUUCAAAGCUCUCAUCGACUGGAUCCAGCUCCAGGAGAAGUUGGAGAAAACAGACGCUCAAAACAGGCCGACCUCUUUAGCAUGGGAGGUGCGCAAGAUGUCUCCCGGACGGCAUGUGCUGCCCAGCCCCUCGUCAGACCGGCUCGUCCCCUCGCCCGGCGCGCGGCGCGCGCUGAACUUUGGUGGUCCUCCGCCUAACCUGGCUGUAGCCCGUCUCUCCCUCACCGGCCCCAGCUGGGCGGACCGGGUCAAAUCGUCCCAGUCUCUGCCCUGCUCUGCCCACCCUUCACCCAUAGAGAAGCCUGGUAAACUGGACGCCGAGGGCUGGGAGACGGUCCAGCGGGGGCGCCCCGCUAGGCCGCGCUCGGCCGCCAUGGUGGCCAAGGUGAAUCCAGUCCGGGCUCAGGCCCUCCCCAAGCAGGACGGCAGCAGAGACAAACCCCCGCGGGGGGGGGAGCAGCAGCAGCAGCAGCAGCAGCCGCAGCCGCCCGAGAGUCUGGGCUGCUCCCCGGACAAGGAGGUGACCCGGGCGGACUCCCAGCAGCCAGUCUCCGAGGAGCCGGCCCCCCCGGGGAAGGCCGGGGACACGGAGCAAGGGCACGGCACGGAGCCCCCAGCAGAGAGCGCACCAGACUCGGGCCGGUGUGUCGACGUGUCUUACGAGGAUGUACCCUCCCACCUCAUGUCGGCCCCCUCCCCAUCCCAGGGCCCCGAGGCCAGCCCUCCCCCCCCGACCGCCACCGCCUCCACCACCCCACCGCCCUCCGUCCCCGUCCCUGUCCCCGCACCGGCCCCUCUCUCGGGGUCCCCCGACCGGGCCCCGGCAGACACGCCGACCCCUGUGCCUUGCUCAGGGGCUGGCAGCGGGCCAGUGGGGGGCACGCCGCUGGGGGGCACGCCGCUGGGCGGCGCGGAAACAUCUGGGGCUGCGGGACAGGCCACGGCGGCGACCCCCGCUGUACCGCUGACACCGGAGAGCGGGCAGGACCCCACAGAGCUUUCCACUCCCCAGUCCAUGGCGGAGGUGCUGGCCAAGAAGGAGGAGCUGGCCGACCGCCUGGAGCGGGCCAACGAGGAGGCCAUCGCCAGCGCCAUCGCGGAGGAGGAGCAGCUGACCCGCGAGAUCCAGGCGGAGCACAGCGAGCUGGAGACGGACAACGACAGCGACUUCACGGCGGGCAUGAACAGCGGAGGAUGCGGCCUCAACCUGGAUUGGAGCGAGGUGCUGGCGGAGUACGAAGAACUGUUUUCCGUUGUGCCCCCCGCAGCCCGGGAGCCGUGGCGCCAGAGCACCUCGUGGGGCGACAUCGUGGAGGAGGAACCGGCGAGGCCGCCGGGACACGGGAUCCACAUGCACGAGAAGCUGUCGUCGCCGUCACGGAAGAGAACCAUCGCCGAGUCCAAGAAGAAGCACGAGGAGAAGCAGCUGAAGGCCCAGCAGCUCCGGGAGAAGCUGAGGGAGGAGAAGAACCACAAGCUGCAGAAGCUUUUGGAGCGGGAGAAGGAGGUGAGGAAGUGGAAGGAGGAGCUUCUGGAUCAGCGGCGCAAGAUGAUGGAGGAGAAGCUGCUGCACGCCGAGUUCAAGAGGGAGCUGCAGCUGCAGGCCAUCGUCAAGAAGGCCCAGGAGGAGGAGGCCAAGGUGAAUGAGAUUGCCUUCAUCAACACGCUGGAGGCCCAGAACAAGAGGCACGACGUGCUGGCCAAGCUGAACGAGUACGAGCAGCGGCUGAACGAGCUGCAGGAAGAGAGGCAGCGCAGGCAGGAGGAGAAGUCUGCCAGGGACGAGGCCGUACAGGAGCGAAAGCGCGCCCUGGAGGCGGAGCGGCAGGCCCGGGUGGAGGAGCUGCUGAUGAGGAGGAAGGAGCAGGAGGCACGCAUCGAGCAGCAGAGGCAGGAGAAGGAGAAGGCCAGGGAGGACGCGGCGCGAGAGCGGGCCAGGGACCGAGAGGAGCGCAUGGCAGCGCUGAGCGCCGCCCAGCAGGAGGCCAUGGAGGAGCUGCAGAAGAAGAUUCAGAUGAAGCAUGACGAGAGCAGCCGGCGCCACAUGGAGCAGAUCGAGCAGAGGAAGGAGAAGGCGGCGGAGCUCAGCAGUGGCCGACACGCCAACACGGACUACGCGCCCAAACUGACGCCCUACGAGCGCAAGAAGCACUGCUCGCUGUGCAACGUGGUGAUCACCUCCGAGGUGCACCUGUUCAGCCACACCAAGGGAGUGGGCCACCAGCAGGCCGUCCGGGACGGCAGCAGCAUCCAGGGACGGGAGCUCUCGGACGAGGAAGUGGAGCAUCUCUCCCUGAAGAAGUACAUCGUGGACAUUGUGACGGACUGCUCCGUGGCCACGGAGGGCCAGGUCAAGGAGGGAGAGGAGCGGCAGAAGGCCAGGAAAAGGGCAAAGAAGCUUCGCACAAGGAUGAACGCUAGAGCGAAGGACUAUGAAGCGUCUGUGGAAGCGAAGGCCCAGGUCCCAGACUCCCCGUACAAAGCAAAGCUGCAGCGGCUGGUGAAGGACCUGUUGAAGCAGCUGCAGGGCCAGGAGACGGGCCAGUGGGCCAACAACAGGGUGUCGGGGCUGGACCGGACCCUGGGCGAGAUCUCCCGCAUCCUGGAGAAACAGAACAAUGCCGAUCAAGUGGCCUUCCAGGUGGGGGGAGGCAUCUCGGCCCUGGAGCAGAUCCUCCAGGUCAUCACGGCCACCUCCACGCCAACCACUGUCCCACGCAUCCCCCUCAGGUCCCUUUGUGCCGCGGUUCACACCUACUACCUGGCCUGUUCCCACUGCCCCCUGAACUCUGCCUACGUUCUCUUCAGCAACAAGAUCGCCCUCCUCAUGGACCUCCUCCACCACCAGCUAGCACUGUACGUCCCAGAGGAAGACAAGUCCAUAUUUGGGCGCAGUGUGAACAAGCAGGUGUUUGAUGGGCUCACCACCGGCCUGCUGCAGACCGUCUCCACCGUGCUGGGCCAGCUGUGGCCCCCCAUCUCGGACCACAGCCAGCUAGACCUGGUCCGGAUCUGCUCCCCAGAGACCAAGUCCAAGGGCUCGGCUUUGGACUGCUUCAACACACGCCUCCACGACCUCCUCAGCUACGUGGUCAACAUGGGCUUGAUUGACAAGCUGUACGGCUGCUUCCUGUCGGUGCAAGGGCCCGUCGACGAGAGCCCCAAGAUGUCUGCAUUCCUGCAGCAGGCCUCGGCCAUGCUGCACGGCUACUGCAGGCUGUGCUUCGCCGUGACGGCCCGCUCCACCAGCAUCUUCGACAACAAGCGCCAGGACGGGACGGGGCUGACGGCCCUGCUGCAGCACACGGAGCUCGUCGGCGUGGUGCACAGCCUCUACUGCAUCCUGCUGCACAGCUACCUGCCCGACGCCUCCAGCCAGGCCCCCCACGGCCCCCAGGAGCCCUACGCCCCCGGGGUCAUCCAGGUGGCCCUGCAGGGCGUCCGCUUCCUCAACAGCUUCGCCCUGCUGCACCUGUCCGCCUUCCAGUCUGUCCUGGGCGCGGAGGGUCUGUCCCUGGCCUUCCGCCACAUCGUGAGCUCCCUGCUGUGGUACUGCUCCCAGCACUCCUCCGAAGAGCUGCUGCACGAGGUCAUCAUCUGCGUGGGCUACUUCACCGUCAACAACACGGACAACCAGGUGAUCGUGCAGUCUGGCCGGCAGCCCAGCGUGCUGCAGAAGCUGUGUCAGCUCCCCUUCCAGUACUUCAGCCACCCGCGGCUCAUCAAGGUGCUCUUCCCCUCGCUCAUCUCGGCCUGCUACAACAACCCCCAGAACAAGGUCAUGCUGCAGCAGGAGAUGAGCUGUGUGCUGCUGGCCACCUUCAUCCAGGACUGCGCCUCAAGUGAAAAAGAGCAAGAAAGUUCAGGAAAGCAAGGAGACAAAGUCUCCCAGCUGCUGGACCUCUGCGAGCUGUCCAACCGCUUUCCCCGAGACAUGUGGGACUCAGCGCUGCAGUUCUUCCUCCGCAAGCAGGAGGACCCAUAGCCAUGGUUGACCCGGCUCCCACACUACAGCAGGCCGGAGCCGCCUCUAAAGGGACCUCUACCCCUUCUCUAUCUGGGGGUAGACCCCGGCCCGUCGGACCAGGGGUUGAGCUCGGUGCAAGGCACGCAAAAUACACAAGAAGUCUUCAAGCCCUGCCAAACUUUUCAAAAUAAAUAUCUAUAUGACCUGUGAAACUGAACGACGGAGUGAUAUUCUAUGCUGGUUUAUUCUAUGUCUAUUUAUCUAUUUACCUGGGGAAACGAGACGUCUUCUCUCUUUUUUCCCUAUGGGCAUUUUUUGCACAUUGAACCGUUUUAUUUUGUGCAUCUACGCUCGUUUGCACAUUGUUUUAUUUCUCUUAUAAUAUGUUCGAGACCAUCCAGAUAACCUGUUUAGUACCUAGACUAGCCGAGUUUGUAUUGUGUUGUAUGGUUUCUGGUGGAAAUGUAUACUUGUCAGAGUGACAAAAAAUAAACCUACAUACUACUGUAAUCCGUGUUUUCUAAACAAUCUGCGUUGAUGCUGUGGUUUUCAGUAGAGUGUCGGCCUAGCGGUUAUGUGCUAGCAUUAUGAGGACCUGACCACACCGUUAUCCAUACACAGCUUAGGGAACACAGAGUUUUCUGUGCAAACAUUCACGAGACUGUAUGCUGUUUGCAGUUACGCAAACCGUUACACAUUUAAAGUUUCUGUGUUUUAUUUGUCCUGUUACCUGAAAGCAAUCGUAUUUUAAGGUGUGUUGAAAUAAUGUCUCAUGUCAAAUAAAUUAUUACUAAUGUGUUUGAAUUCUUGACUCCUGUAUUUAAUUGA